AUGUCUAAGGUACUGCUCCAUGGAACUCUUCAUGUUACAGUCUAUGAGGUUGACAAGCUCCGUGAAGGUGGUGGCCCUAAUGUAUUCGGGAAGCUUAUGGCAAACAUACAGGAGACUGUUGGAUUUGGAGAAGGAACUCCCAAAAUUUAUGCAACAAUCGAUCUAGAAAAAAGCAGAGUUGGACGAACUAGGAUGAUAGAGAACGAACCCCAAAACCCAAGGUGGUACGAAUCUUUCCACAUUUAUUGUGCUCACCAUGCUUCUAAUAUCAUAUUCACUGUUAAGGACGAUAAUCCCAUUGGUGCAACAUUACUUGGAAGAGCUUACAUGCCUGUUAGAGAACUCUUAGAUGGGGAUGAGGUAGACAAAUGGAUUGAGAUCAUGGAUGAAGACAACAACCCCACGCCAGCUGGUUCUAAGAUCCAUGUGAAGCUACAAUACUUUGAUGUCACUCAAGAUCGUAACUGGGAUCGUGGAAUUAAAACCGGAAAGUAUCCCGGAGUUCCUUACACAUUCUUUGCUCAGAGACAAGGAUGUCGAGUUUCUUUAUACCAAGAUGCUCAUGUGCCUGAUAAUUUCAUCCCUAAGAUAUCACUUGCUGGUGGCAAGUAUUAUGAGCCACAUAGAUGCUGGGAAGAUAUCUUUGAUGCCAUUUCUGAUGCAAAACACUUUAUUUACAUUACUGGAUGGUCUGUAUACACCCAGAUCCCUUUAAUCAGAGACCCAAAUAGGCAGAAGCCUGGAGGAGAUGUCCUACUUGGCCAACUGCUAAAAAAGAAGGCAGAUGAAGGUGUUAGAGUUGCUAUGCUCGUUUGGGAUGACAGAACUUCUGUAAAUGUAUUUAAGGAGGAUGGAUUAAUGGCUACCCAUGAUGAAGAAACUGAAAACUUCUUCAAAGACACUGAUGUUCAUUGUAUUUUAUGCCCACGCGAUCCUGAUGAUGGAGGAAGCAUCAUUCAAGAUCUCAAAGUAUCCACCAUGUUUACUCACCACCAGAAGAUUGUAGUGGUAGAUCAUGAGCUGCCCAGGGGAGGAUCGCAGAAACGAAGGGUCAUGAGUUUUGUUGGUGGUAUUGAUCUAUGUGAUGGCAGAUAUGAUUCUGCCUUCCAUCCUCUUUUUAGUACCCUAGAUUCUGCUCACCAUGAUGAUUUUCAUCAACCUAAUUAUGCUGGAGCUUCCAUAGCUAAAGGUGGUCCAAGGGAGCCUUGGCAUGACAUUCAUUCUCGGGUCGAAGGACCGAUUGCGUGGGAUGUUUUGUUCAAUUUUGAGCAAAGAUGGAGAAAGCAAGGUGGGAAAAACGUAUUGGUUGACUUGAAACAACUUGAUGACAUCCUAAUCCCGCCAUCUCCGGUCACGUUCCCUAAUGAUCAAGAGACAUGGAAUGUGCAGCUGUUCCGAUCCAUCGAUGGUGGUGCAGCCUUUGGCUUCCCAGAUACACCGGAAGAAGCAUCCAAAUCAGGUCUUGUAAGUGGCAAGGAUAAUAUCAUCGAUCGAAGUAUUCAAGAUGCUUACAUUAAUGCUAUUCGGAGAGCAAAACAUUUCAUCUAUAUUGAGAACCAAUAUUUCCUUGGAAGCUCUUUUGCAUGGAAAUCAGAUGAUAUUGAUGUCGAUGAAGUCGGGGCUUUACACCUCAUUCCAAAAGAACUUUCUUUAAAGAUUGUGACCAAGAUUCAAGAAGGGGAAAAGUUUAUUGUUUACAUUGUGGUACCGAUGUGGCCUGAAGGAAUCCCAGAAAGUGGAUCCGUUCAGGCCAUACUGGACUGGCAACGAAGAACAAUGGAGAUGAUGUAUAAAGAUAUUGUAGAUGCCCUCCAAGAUAAGGGACUUGAUGAUGAUCCACGAGAGUAUCUCACUUUCUUUUGUCUUGGAAAUCGUGAGGCGAAGAAGAGCGGAGAAUAUGAACCUACGGAAGCACCUGAACCAGAUUCAGGUUAUCUUCAUGCCCAAGAGAACCGACGCUUUAUGAUCUACGUGCAUUCCAAAAUGAUGAUUGUUGAUGAUGAAUACAUAAUCGUUGGAUCCGCUAACAUCAACCAACGAUCCAUGGAUGGUGCCCGAGAUUCCGAAAUAGCCAUGGGAGCCUAUCAACCAUACCAUCUUGCUACCCAAACACCCGCUAGGGGACAUGUCCAUGGCUUCCGUAUGGCUUUAUGGUACGAACACCUCGGAAUGCUCGAUGACAGCUUUGAACGCCCAGAAAACAAGGAUUGCGUAAACAAGGUGAACGAGAUGGCUGACAAAUACUGGGAUCUAUAUGCCAGUGAAGAUCUCGAUCGUGAUCUCCCUGGUCACUUGCUUCGCUAUCCCGUUGGUGUUACUAGAAAAGGCGAUAUUACAGAACUCCCGGGAACCGAGUGUUUCCCGGAUACAAGUGCACGUAUCCUUGGUGCUAAAUCCGAUUACCUCCCUCCCAUCCUUACUACUUAA
Molecule: messenger RNA, 2427 nt
Organism: Cynara cardunculus var. scolymus (artichoke)
Lineage: Eukaryota; Viridiplantae; Streptophyta; Magnoliopsida; Asterales; Asteraceae
Product: phospholipase D alpha 1
Exons: 3
Coding region: 1-2427 (808 amino acids)
Biological process (GO): phospholipid catabolic process; phosphatidylcholine metabolic process
Cellular component (GO): plasma membrane
Molecular function (GO): calcium ion binding; D-type glycerophospholipase activity
Source: RefSeq, a predicted model, not a curated record